CCAAUGACCGAGAGUUCAACUUCGUUGGUGCUUUGCCCCAUGUUGGCAGUUGGUAAGAUAACAUUUUAUAUAUAGAAAGAAGGCAGAAAACCAUCAGUGCGCUGCCCUAUGUUGGCAGUUGCAAUUCAAAGAAGAGGAUUGAAAUUGUCUUCCAGCAGAAUUUCAGAUGGAGAUGGUUGCAGGCAUCCAUAUUUGCUUAUAAAAUGGAAGGCUCAUGUGAGGGUUGCUGAAGAAGUGCAUCGAUUCAAAUCUGGCCUAGAGUUUUUUAGUCAUUGGACUGGAGCACAAGGGAACGUGGUGGAAGAAACAGAAAAUUGGUUGAGUACAAACAUCCGUCUCUAUGUGGAUUAUCCCUCUUUUAUCUUAGCUUAUGGCAAAGCUGCACAUGGCUUCAAAAAGGAAGAAUUUUUUGUUGUUGCUGCCCACCACAGGAUUGUUCAAAAUCAUAUGCUCUCAUUUGAUAUCUUUUCGCUAUUUGAUGUCCUCCAAAUGGUAGUUGACCAGAAAUUUGAAGAUGUAGAAUUAAGAUUUGAAUCUGGGUAUGUUAGAGUUGCGAAAGGUGUUCUUGUUUGAGACUUGAAAGUCCUGUUUGAACUUGAAAAUACUCUCUUUUCCUUGUAAAUUUCAUCUUGUAGCAAUCAUUGAGGUAUAUUAGCAGCUGAUGAGUUUACAUUUGAGGUUUAUAAAUUUCAUGCUGAUGUACAAAUGAUGUAGAUAGAUAUAGGCUUUUGAAAAUUCCAAUUCAAACGACUACGGUGCCAAUUUCUGUCAAGCAAAUCGAAUUGGAUGAUCGGUUCCUUGGUUACAAUUUGGAAAGCUAUGACUAAUCCUAGUUUUGGACAUCCAGAAUUUCUUAGUUUGUUUGUGUUAUGUUGUUAACAAGUAUUUAUGUUUUUAAAAAAUUAAAGCACAGUUUAUCUU
Rubroshorea leprosula is the source of this 921-nucleotide messenger RNA. The record is from the annotation of a GenBank genome assembly. Lineage: Eukaryota; Viridiplantae; Streptophyta; Magnoliopsida; Malvales; Dipterocarpaceae.